AGGUAAAAUAACCACCAUGAGCAGGAUGUCGAUGUUGACCCUGGUCCUCUUGAGCCUCGCGUCGUCCUCGCUCGGCCGUGAGUGGGAAGUCAUCGAAGAUCGCAGGAACCCUCACCGGUCCUUGGAGAUCGCCCAAGGGACGUGGAAGGAGAUACCCGGCGGCCCCCACCGUCGCGUCAGACCGCCGCGGACUCGCCCCGCGACGCGAGACGACGACACCACGCAAGGGCUGAUCGAGCAGUUCGGAUACCCGGUGGAGACGCACACGGUCACGACGGCGGAUGGUUAUAUAAUAGACAUGCACAGGAUCCCGUAUGGGCUGAGUGGUCCGGGGGAGGGACCGAGGAUCCCUGUCCUCCUUCAGCACGGCCUUCUUUGCUCCUCCGCGGACUGGGUCAUCAGCGGACCCGAGAGUGGACUCGGUUUCUUAUUGGCUGAUGAAGGCUACGAUGUUUGGCUGGGCAACGUGAGGGGAAACACCUACGGCCGACGGCACGUCAGCUUGUCCCCUGGCGAUGAUGAUUUCUGGACCUUUAGUUGGGAUCAGAUGGGAGAGUUGGACCUACCUGCGAUGCUGGACAAGAUGUUGGAGGUGACUGGCCAAGACAAAUUCCAUUAUGCGGGCCACAGCAUGGGCACGAUCAUGUUUUGGGUCAUGAGCGACAUGAGGCCCGAAUAUCGAGAUCAUUUCCUGAGCAUGCACGCAAUGGGGCCCGUUUCCAGGGUUGAUCACAUGAUGAGCCCUAUUGCAAUCAUCGCUCCCUGGGUUGAUGAAAUCCAGUGGUUGUUGGAGAUGCUGGGACUUCACGAGUUUCUGCCGAGCUCCGCUUUCAUGGAUUUGUUGGCUUCCCUCGUCUGCGAUGACUGGAGUCUUCCGGCCGUCUGCUCUUCCAUCCUCUUCCUUCUCUGCGGCUUUGACGAGGCGCAACUCAAUGAAACGAUGCUCCCGCUGAUCCUGUCCCAUACGCCAGCGGGGACAUCCACGCAAAACCUCGUACAUUUCGCCCAAGAGGUGAAUGCAGAAAAAUUCCAGCAUUACGAUUGGGGAAAAGAUGGAAACCUGGAACACUACGGCCAAGAGGAGCCACCUGAGUACGACCUAUCCAAGGUCAACGCGGCGGUCUUCCUCUAUUGGGGCCAAAACGACUGGCUCGCCGCACCUGACGACGUGCAAUGGCUAUCGGAGCAAUUGCAUAGCUUGAUCGGGAACUUCCGCGUGGAUUUUGACGACUGGAACCACCUGGACUUCCUCUGGGGCAUCGACGCCAAGAUACUCGUGUACGACAAGUUAAUUGAAAUGAUGAAACUUUUUGACCCGUAACUGAGAAAUAAUCGAAACAUGAUGGAAACAGAAAA
Darwinula stevensoni is the source of this 1356-nucleotide messenger RNA. Lineage: Eukaryota; Metazoa; Arthropoda; Ostracoda; Podocopida; Darwinulidae. The record is from the annotation of a GenBank genome assembly.